Messenger RNA from Linepithema humile (Argentine ant), 1815 nucleotides. It is a transcript of the gene Nap1, whose product is annotated as nucleosome assembly protein 1-like 1-B. Gene Ontology annotation, biological process: nucleosome assembly. The record is from RefSeq and is a predicted model, not a curated record. NCBI's taxonomy places the organism in Eukaryota, Metazoa, Arthropoda, Insecta, Hymenoptera, Formicidae. Gene Ontology annotation, cellular component: nucleus; chromatin. Gene Ontology annotation, molecular function: chromatin binding; histone binding.
GCGCGUUUACCCACGAUUCCAUACGAGCAACCGUCGAGAGGCAGCGACCGGUUCGUGUGGUUCGUUGUUCGUUCCCUGGUUUCGGUCAGGUCUGAUUCUCACUUCCUUUGCGGAUCGGCUGCGUGACUACGAAGUAAUAUGACAACCGAUCCGGAACGCGCCGUGAAUACUAGCGGUACGGAAUCUGUCGAAGAUGAAGACGAAAAAAAUCAUCGCAAAAUUUUACGUAGCACUGAUGUGUUAGCUGCUCUUCGAGAUGGUAUUUCUGCAUCAGGAUUAGAGCAAAUGCAGUCUCUUCCUGCUCCCGUCAAACGCAGGAUUAAGGCACUGAAACAACUGCAGCUUGUCACCACAAAUAUUGAGGCUAAAUUUUACGAGGAGGUCCAUGCUUUGGAAUGUGAAUAUUAUAAAAUGUGUGCGCCUUUAUACCACAAGCGAAGUGAGAUAAUAUCUGGUUCUUACGAGCCAACGGAUGAGCAGUGUGUUUGGGACAGCGAUGAGGACGAAGAAACGCUAAGUAGUCUCAUGAAAGAGAAAGUAAAGAUCGAGGACACUACAGAGAAGAAGGAUGAAACGGAAAACGAUGAUGAUACUAAAGGGAUCCCAGAUUUCUGGCUAACAAUAUUUAAGAAUGUAGGUACGUUAGCUGAUAUGGUACAGGAACACGAUGAACCGAUCUUGAAGCAUCUACAUGAUAUUAAAGUGAAAUUCCUAGAAUCGAAUCCGAUGGGAUUUAUCCUCGAGUUUCAUUUCACGCCCAACGAAUACUUUUCUAAUUCAGUGCUCACUAAAGAGUACAUCAUGAAGUGCACUCCGGAGAAGAAUGAUCCGUUCAGUUUUGAAGGACCUGAAAUAUAUAAAUGCAAAGGCUGCGUGAUCGAUUGGAAAAAGGGGAAGAAUGUUACAAUUAAAACCAUCAAGAAGAAUCAGAAGCAUAAAUCCCGAGGAUCUAUGCGCACCGUUACUAAAACUGUCCAGAAUGAUUCGUUCUUUAAUUUCUUCAAUCCGCCAAAUGUGCCAGAAGACUCGGAAGCCGAUAUAGACGAAGAUACCCAAGCUUUGUUAACUAGCGAUUUCGAAAUAGGUCAUUACAUUAGAGAACGCAUAGUUCCUAGAGCUGUAUUGUACUACACAGGUGAAGGUUUGGAGGAUGAGGAUGAGGAUUACGAAGACGAGGAGGAUGGAGAUGAUGAUGAUGACGUCGAUGAGGAGGAUGAGGAGGAAGAAGGUUCUCCAACCAACGCGCCUUCAGGUGGGAAACAAGGCGACGAUCCCAAUGAGUGUAAACAACAGUAGAGUUACAUAUUAAUUGCGACAUAAGGGAAAAAAAAUCAAUCGUUCGUGCGUUACAGUAUGCAACAACACACUAACGACACCUCUGACCGAUAACUGCCUAGAUAAUCCUGCACCUUGCAGCUCCAAAUGUAAUCCCCACCAUCAUUGUAUCAGCCAUCUAAUCAUAUCAUAUCUCCUAUUCCAGAUCAAGCAUAGAACUCUUCGACAUACCGAUGAUACAAAAAAAAACCCCCAAAAAAAAAAAGAGAAUUGUGUACACCUUCCUUUUACUCGCCGUUGACGAUGAGUAGAAUACGCGCCUCAUUAUACCUGUGCUCUUAAGGUCUAACAUCAUAAGUAUAUAACAAUUGCUCUCGUUCUCGAACACUAUUAUUGUCAAUUUUUAAUUGCUUCAUUUUAUACUACUUGUUAUGUUUAUAUGCGCCGACAGAGGUUGUUUGAAUUCUUUUUCGAGAAACGCACGUUGCUCUAUGGACAAAUUUUUGGGUACUGUUGAAGCAUUUUUAAUACAAAAGUGGA